Messenger RNA from Oppiella nova, 429 nucleotides. The record is from the annotation of a GenBank genome assembly. Lineage: Eukaryota; Metazoa; Arthropoda; Arachnida; Sarcoptiformes; Oppiidae.
UACGUGGAUAUGGCUAUCAGUGCCAUCAAAGCACUCAAAGAGCGCAACGGAUCCAGUCGUCAGGCGGUCCACAAGUACAUAUUGGGUCACUUCAGUGUGGGAACUGAUGUCAAAGCCGUCAACUCUCACCUCAAACAGGCCCUCAAGAGGGGUGUGGCCAGCGGUGCACUGAAGCACGUGAAGGGUCAGGGGGCGUCAGGGUCGUUCAAACUGGCCGAAGCAACUGCUGCUAAGAAACCCGCGGCUAAGAAACCAAAGGCCGCCUCAAAACCAAAGGGCGAGAAGAAGGCUAAGAAGGCCUCGAAUCCCAAACCCAAGAAGUCUUCGCCUAAGAAAGCGGCCAAACCUAAGAAGGCGGCCGCCAAGAAGGCCGCGGCGCCCGCAGCCGCUUCUGCCGCACCCGCAGCUGCCGCUCCUAAGGCCGCGGCG